CUGUUAGCAAAUUAGUUAGAUUGCAUUUGCACUAGCUGCAAAGUUAGCUACUUCCGUUUCGUUCCUGUUCCAUAACCGAAUAAGUAUCUUAAGGAAACUCAGCGCUUGAUGGCUGAGCCUGUCCCAGGCAUUAAGGCGGAGCCUGACGAAGGGAACGCCCGCUAUUUCCAUGUGGUCAUCGCCGGGCCCCAGGACUCGCCCUUCGAAGGCGGCACGUUUAAACUUGAACUCUUUCUCCCCGAGGAAUACCCCAUGGCAGCUCCAAAAGUACGCUUUAUGACCAAAAUAUACCACCCUAACGUAGACAAGCUGGGAAGAAUAUGUCUAGACAUCUUGAAAGAUAAAUGGUCUCCAGCCUUGCAGAUCCGUACAGUCCUGCUAUCAAUCCAGGCAUUACUAAGUGCUCCCAACCCUGAUGAUCCUCUAGCGAAUGAUGUUGCGGAGCAGUGGAAGUCCAAUGAAGCUCAAGCCAUAGAGACGGCCCGGACAUGGACCAGGCUUUACGCUCAAAACAACAUAGAAGUGUAGAAAACGUAAAACAAGCUGAAAGAAACCGAGCGGGAAGUCGGUGUGAGAACACACUCCUUAUUUCUGCCAAGACCUCUUCUUCUUCCUACUUCAUUUGCAUUUAAAGGACACCGUCUUGGAGGGAAAAAAAGGUAUUAUUAUAAUAAAAUAAACAUUUAAGGAAUAUAUUAAAAAAGAGGAAAAAGACAAGUAAAUUGGUGAUUUUAAAUGCACAUAAGAGAAAAACCGUAACUUGUCGUCUUUGUCCUAACUCACUACUGUUCAGAUGCAUGGGCAGCCAGGGUUGAGAUCUAACUCACCACCUGGCUUUCUUUUUCCAUUGAUUUGGGAGGAAACCGCCAACUUCUGCUUUUAACUAGCUUCGUACAGAAAAUUUAAAAAAAACGAAGUGUUUGUCCCAUGUUUUUUUCGGAGGGGGUGGGUUGGAGGGAGACAGUGGGGGUUCUUGUCCAAGAUGGCCAAACUUUAAAAAAACUUUUCUUUUAACUUUGUUUUCUCUUGUGAUGCUGGUUGUUUAUUGAAAUCUGCUGAUUAGCCCCAUGUAGUAGACACACCCUUUGAGACAGGCUAUUGUUGGACUCAUUACCCUGUUGAAGGCCAAGCCACAAAACAAAAUCAACAUAGCGCCUGCUAAACCACUUUAACAUGAAAUACAAAGUAAUGAUAUAACGACUAAACAAUGAAUCUGAGCCUGCCACCAUCAUCACGUUUAACUGUUGCAACCGCUGUCCGUGUAGAGACCCUAACGUAGGCUUGUGGCGGAGGGAGGGCAGUAGGGAGUGGGAUAGGGGUGGCGGGACAGAAAUUCCAUAACUUUCUUCUGUUUUAGGAAUACAUUGUUUUUCUCGUCUCUCCUUUUAUUUGAUAUGGAUGUUUUCCUGACAUCGCUUUACUACUCCAAAUGACCCUCGGGCUACAUGGCUCUUUUAGCUUCUUGUUCUUCCUGUUUGUCACAAUCUAAUGCUACAAGACACAACGGUUUACUUCCUUCCCAUGGCAUUAAUUUCAGAAAAGUGUAAUGAGUUGUAAGUUCUGCAGUGUGUGUUAGGGGGGAUUUUGCUCGAGGAGGUUGGGGGGGAGGUAAGGGUAGGUAGUUAGGGGUAAUGGGGGAAUCGCAGGAACACACUCCAAGAGAUCAAUGAAGGCUUUUGUCUCAACUGUCAAUAUUGGUAUUUGGUUUGAAAAGUCUGUAUUCAAUUCACUGUUUGUAAAUUCAUUAUUUCUAUUGAACUGGGGGGAGGCAUGUUUUCCUGUUCUCCAAAUGGUUUGAAAACAGUCCACCUGCAUUUUUUUUUCUGUAAAUAAAAUCUGUUGAUUUAAUAAGAAAA
This is a messenger RNA of Salmo salar (Atlantic salmon), 1856 nucleotides long. It is a transcript of the gene ube2n, whose product is annotated as ubiquitin-conjugating enzyme E2N. NCBI's taxonomy places the organism in Eukaryota, Metazoa, Chordata, Actinopteri, Salmoniformes, Salmonidae. The record is from RefSeq and is a predicted model, not a curated record.